UUAGAGAGUAUGUAUGUAUGUCGGGAGCGAUCAGCUGAGGAGGAAAACAGCAAGAGGGAAGACCAGCCAUGCCCAGGGUACCGUACAGGGAUGUCUCUCCUUUCCUGCGAUAUGUUCGCAACUUACUUCUCGGGCGUGAACACAACAGCGCUCUGCGUCAAGCAGACAUUAUGGCUUGUCGUUCACAACCUCCUCCAAAUUUACCACCAGGCGUGAGUGCCAAACUUGCUAAUAAUUAUUACUACAUGCGUGAUGGCCGUCGAGAUGUUCAACCAGUUGAAGUCUUGGCUAUUAAUUCCUCAAGUGGACCCACCAAACUGUUAUCUGAUACUCCAGAGACAAAGGAUGCAGUUGCUGUCAUUGUCAAGAAGCCAAAAACUCCUGGAGAUGUGUUUGAAUAUGGCAUAAUAAACUGAUACUGUAGAUAAUACUUUGGAAUCCCAAUAUUUGUACAGCAUGUAAAUUACAUUAGAUAAAUCAUA
Procambarus clarkii (red swamp crayfish) is the source of this 482-nucleotide messenger RNA. RefSeq names its product NADH dehydrogenase [ubiquinone] 1 alpha subcomplex subunit 7. The record is from RefSeq and is a predicted model, not a curated record. Gene Ontology annotation, biological process: mitochondrial electron transport, NADH to ubiquinone; ATP synthesis coupled electron transport. Gene Ontology annotation, cellular component: mitochondrial inner membrane. Lineage: Eukaryota; Metazoa; Arthropoda; Malacostraca; Decapoda; Cambaridae.